GUGAAUCUUGGAGGACAUUGAUUAUCAGAGCGCAAUCAGGCAGCGGAGAUUAGUCUAAAGUUCAGUGUGGUGGAGAUCCAGCAGACUACAAGCCUGAGGACCACAUGUGUGUGAAAUCAAGGCGGUGAAGGCAAAGAAACAAGAACAGGAACAUUUAAAACUAACCAAGGCACCUGCAGGAGCUCUGAGUAAGCUGAGAGGAAGAUGGAUAUCCUUGAAACGGAUGCUUAUGACAGGAGAAAGAGGAGAAACAUGUCCUGUGCUCUUCUUUUCUCGCUCCUGCCUUUCUUUUUGUCCUCAGCUCUGUAUUUCUACCUUCUUACUCCUGAUUCUGCCCCAUCAGUCGUGGCUGCAGGAGUCAAAUCAGCUCCGACGCUGCUGCUGGCUGUGGUGGUGCUGAGCUGGAACGGAGGUCAGAGCAUCUUAGGCGUAGCUGGAGGACUGAUCUUCUCUGCUGUUGGGGACUGCUGCUUGAUCUGGCCUGAGAUGUUCAUUCAUGGGAUGGGAGCCUUCGCUGUGGCUCACCUGCUGUACUCACUCUCCUUCCUAUCCAGUCGUUAUGCUACCUUCUCCUCGUCCUCCUGGAUCCGCCUCUUCUAUCUGAUCCUGCUAAUGAUCGGAGGAGCUUUCUAUGUCUACCUGUACCCAUUCCUCCAGAAGGCACCAGAGUCUGAUCUAUUGACUCCAGGUGUGGGGGUCUACACUGUCCUGAUCACUGUUAUGGCUGCGUUGGCAGCAAAAACCCACCACAUGACGACGCUCCUGGGAAGUUUGAUCUUUAUGGUGUCUGACGCAUCACUGGCACUGCAGGUUUUCAAGGUGUUGCCACCAAUGCAGCAUGGUCAGAUUGUUGUCAUGGUAACAUAUUAUCUGGCACAGCUACUGAUUGCUGUGGGUGAUGUAAAAGCUGUGGAAAACAAGGAUGACCUUUCAAAAUGGAAGAGGUCCUAAUUAGGAUCCUUGAGGUAUCCCAAGCAUCUUUAAUACCUUCCCUACAUUCUGGGUGCAUUUCCCUAAACAUGGGACUUUUUAUUUACAUUCAUAAUUUACAAACAGCUGAUAAAUGCUACUUUAAUGAGACAAAACAAUUAAAAUAUAUGUAAUUCAGUGUCCAGAAUCACACUUAUAUUAGAAUAUAUCACAGAUGCAUUAACAUGGCUGAAAACAUUCAGAGCAUGAGUUUAUACUAUUUAUGUUCUCUGAUUUAUUGUUUUAUUUUAAAUAUUUAAAUAAAUGAAUCUGGAGUC
This is a messenger RNA of Nothobranchius furzeri (turquoise killifish), 1247 nucleotides long. RefSeq names its product transmembrane protein 86B (gene tmem86b). NCBI's taxonomy places the organism in Eukaryota, Metazoa, Chordata, Actinopteri, Cyprinodontiformes, Nothobranchiidae. Gene Ontology annotation, molecular function: hydrolase activity. The record is from RefSeq and is a predicted model, not a curated record. Gene Ontology annotation, cellular component: membrane.